AUGUCCCUCCGCACUCUCCGCAUCGGCCUCAUCCCCGGCGACGGCAUCGGCAAGGAGGUCAUCCCCGCUGGCCGGCGGGUGCUCGAGGCGCUUCCCGCGGCGCUGAAGCUCAAGUUUGACUUUGUUAACCUGCAGGCGGGCUUCGAGACGUUUGAGCAGACGGGCACCGCGUUGCCCGACGCAACCAUCGACACGCUGCGCUCCGAGUGCCAGGGCGCGCUGUUCGGCGCCGUGUCCUCGCCGACGCACGCCGUCAAGGGCUACUCGUCGCCGAUCGUGGCGCUCCGCAAGAAGCUCGACCUGUACGCCAACGUGCGGCCGGUCAAGACGGUGCUGACCGCGCCGCGACCGAUCGACAUGGUCAUCGUGCGCGAGAACACCGAGGACCUGUACGUCAAGCAGGAGACGACGCGCGAGACGCCCGAGGGCCGCGUCGCCGAGGCCAUCAAGCGCAUCUCGGAGCGCGCGACGCUGCGCAUCGCCGCCAUGGCCGGCGACAUCGCGGUGCGCCGGCAGAAGCUGCGCGAGGCCGGCAGCCCUAGCAUCCACAAGGGCCCCCUCGUCACCAUCACGCACAAGUCCAACGUGCUGUCGCAGACGGACGGCUUGUUCCGCGAGGUCUCCAAGACGGCGCUCGCGGCGCCCAAGUACGCCGGCGUCGCCGUUGAGGAGCAGAUCGUCGACUCCAUGGUGUACAAGCUGUUCCGCCAGCCCGAGGACUACGACGUGGUCGUGGCGCCCAACCUGUACGGCGACCUGCUGUCCGACGGCGCCGCGGCGCUCGUCGGCUCGCUCGGGCUCGUGCCCAGCGCCAACGUCGGCGAGGGGCUCGCCAUCGGCGAGCCCUGCCACGGCAGCGCCCCGGACAUCAUGGGCCGCGGCGUCGCCAAUCCGAUCGCGACGAUCCGCAGCGCCGCCCUGAUGCUCGAGUUCCUCGAGGAGCCUGAGGCAGCCGCCGCCAUCUAUGCCGCUGUCGACGCCAAUCUCGAGGAGGGCAAGCUGCUUAGCCCGGACCUGGGCGGCACUGCUACCACCGAGCAGGUCGUUGAGGACAUUCUCCGCAGACUGUGA
Cordyceps fumosorosea ARSEF 2679 is the source of this 1071-nucleotide messenger RNA. RefSeq names its product homoisocitrate dehydrogenase. Gene Ontology annotation, cellular component: mitochondrion. Gene Ontology annotation, biological process: isocitrate metabolic process; tricarboxylic acid cycle. The transcript is spliced from 2 exons. NCBI's taxonomy places the organism in Eukaryota, Fungi, Ascomycota, Sordariomycetes, Hypocreales, Cordycipitaceae. The record is from RefSeq and is a predicted model, not a curated record. Gene Ontology annotation, molecular function: isocitrate dehydrogenase (NAD+) activity; magnesium ion binding; NAD binding. Bases 1 to 1071 code for a protein of 356 amino acids.